UUGGCAGGUCCUUGGAGAGCUUCUCGGAAGCGUAGUGGCUCAGCCCCUGGUCAGCAAGCAGCUGAGAGACUGUUCAUGACUCAUGGUCAGGCUGCCCAGAGACCUGAUGCCAACAGGGUUUCAGAAUGUGUCGCACUUAAGCUUCUGAAGGAAUUCAGGGAAGCCAGAAAUAGGCCUAAAGACAACAAGGGCAAAACCUUUCCCAUUCCUCAGGCAAUUGUGAUGAUAUAUAGCCACAUCAAGCAGCUGCUUGAAGACUGCAGAGAGCUACUGGACAAGACCAACUUGGUGCUAGUUACUGUAAACAACACAACAGUGUCUUCAUGGCUUCUCGACAGACAGAAAAGAACAGACCGGGACACCUUGCUACAAGGAGUGGAGCUUCCCCAGCCUGUUGGUUUGGCAAAGGAGCUACUGCCAAAGCCUAGAGAGCUCCCAUCUGCACCUGUUGAUCAUGGACAUGUUGCCAUUGAGUUCCAGGAGCCUGAAAAUCGGGAGGGUGAGGCAGUUAUUCGCCAGCGUAAAUAUGCACGAACUGGAACUGGAGUAUCUUCUAUAAUGCACACAGACUCUGGGCUUAGAGACACAUCUCCAUCUGGCACAGACUGGCCUGGGGCCCAGCAAUUUCCUGGGUGGGAUGCCUGGCCUGGGUAUUCUGGUUUGUCUUUUCCACCAUCGCACUCUCAGGGUUGGUCUUCUGUUCCACCAUCGCACUCUCAGAGUUGGUCUUCUGUUCCACCAUCGCACUCUCAGGAUUGGUCUUCUGUUCCACCAUCGCACUCUCAGGGUUGGUCUUCUGUUCCACCAUCGCACUCUCAGAGUUGGUCUUCUGUUCCACCAUCGCACUCUCAGGAUUGGUCUUCUGUUCCACCAUCGCACUCUCAGGGUUGGUCUUCUGUUCCACCAUCGCACUCUCAGAGUUGGUCUUCUGUUCCACCAUCACACUCUCAGGGUUGGUCUUCUGUUCCACCAUCGCACUCUCAGAGUUGGUCUUCUGUUCCACCAUCGCACUCUCAGGAUUGGUCUUCUGUUCCACCAUCGCACUCUCAGGGUUGGUCUUCUGUUCCACCAUCGCACUCUCAGGGUUGGUCUUCUGUUCCACCAUCACACUCUCAGGGUUGGUCUUCUGUUCCACCAUCGCACUCUCAGAGUUGGUCUUCUGUUCCACCAUCGCACUCUCAGGAUUGGUCUUCUGUUCCACCAUCGCACUCUCAGGGUUGGUCUUCUGUUCCACCAUCGCACUCUCAGAGUUGGUCUUCUGUUCCACCAUCGCACUCUCAGGGUUGGUCUUCUGUUCCACCGGGCCAACAGCCAUCAGUUCCACCAUCGCACACUCAGGUUGGGUCUUCUUUUCCACUGGGCCAACAGCCAUCAGUUCCACCACUUCCUCCGAACCGACAGCGUGCAUGGAGACAGCACAAGGCAGCAAUUGAAGAUCAAGAGCGUUUGGCAAGAGGGGAGCCACCAAAGAAGCGCCACACAAAGGAACAUUAUCAUUAUGAGUGUAAAAUAUGUGGCCAAUCAAAAAGUAAAGUCACUGGCCAUUCCCAGAUUAGAGGAAAGUGGUACUGUCCAGCAUCUGGCCAGACCAUUGCAGAGUGGAAAGACUCUCUUUAG
Messenger RNA from Pimephales promelas (fathead minnow), 1617 nucleotides. The record is from RefSeq and is a predicted model, not a curated record. NCBI's taxonomy places the organism in Eukaryota, Metazoa, Chordata, Actinopteri, Cypriniformes, Leuciscidae.